AUGGGAAAACUAACCAGAUUUGAGAUAAAUAUAGAUGCCCCAAGUCCAGUGUUCUAUGCCGGACAGAUUGUUCAGGGUCGCGUCACUGUUGAACUCAGCGAACCUAAGAAGGUUAGAGGAAUCCGCCUGUCGUUUUAUGGCAGAGCAUUUGUUCAUUGGUCUGAAAGGGUUCACAGGGGAUCUGGUAACAACAGGCGAACAGAAACUGUUCAUUAUAGGGCUGAGGAAGAAUACUUCAAUCAAGAAGUUCUACUAUCUGGACAAUGUGAGGCUGUUAUUCUCUCCUAUUUGUCUUUUAUGAGAUGA
Messenger RNA from Lottia gigantea (owl limpet), 306 nucleotides. RefSeq lists its product as hypothetical. The transcript is spliced from 2 exons. The coding region runs from base 1 to 306 and encodes 101 amino acids. Gene Ontology annotation, cellular component: cytoplasm. The record is from RefSeq and is a predicted model, not a curated record. Gene Ontology annotation, biological process: protein transport. Lineage: Eukaryota; Metazoa; Mollusca; Gastropoda; Lottiidae.